This is a messenger RNA of Aedes aegypti (yellow fever mosquito), 3146 nucleotides long. RefSeq names its product WD repeat-containing protein 87 (gene sals). The record is from RefSeq and is a predicted model, not a curated record. Gene Ontology annotation, molecular function: actin binding. NCBI's taxonomy places the organism in Eukaryota, Metazoa, Arthropoda, Insecta, Diptera, Culicidae. The transcript is spliced from 10 exons. Bases 303 to 2825 code for a protein of 840 amino acids.
UCACGAAACCUGUGUUCAGUUCGUCCGAGGCAGUGGUUCUGUACGCGCGUGUGGUUAAAAGUGGAAUAAUUCCACUUUUUUUUCUAGAGAUUUUUCCCGGAAAAGGAAGAACAACAAGAAGUGGCGGAGAGCAGUGAAAAAUUUCAUUAUUCGAAAAAUCUGAAAGAUUAUUGGUUGUGAAUUGUAUCGAAGCUGUUUCGUCAAUGUUUGUGGAUGGUGAUUCAGAGGUCUGAGUGACUCAAACAGAGAUUGUCAUCUGCGCGCUAGUUUGAAAUUAGUGAUUGAUAGUUGUAGCACAUACCAUGCCAGUGAAUGGAAGCAACCGUCCACCUUGGCUAAAGGAUAGACUUGAGACAGUGAAUAAGAACGUUCCUCCGGCGUGGGCGCGGAAAAAUUCUGAUACCCCCGGUACCGGUCCUAAAGAUUCCAAAUCCACUAGCAAAGCGGAAAACAGCGACAGCAAAACGGCUCCGAUAGUGAAGAAACCUUCAACUGCUGCGACGGCUACUGCAGCAGCUAAGGAGAAUGGAGAACCGCCGAAAACCUCCAAACUUCAAUCCCGAGAGAUCAAAGUUCCUGUCGUGGUGCAGCAGAAAAAGCCUGUCCAACCUCCCCUGACCAAACCGGAACCGAUGAUCAAGAAUACUACCCCUCAGAUGACGGUUCUUCGGGAGCCCGCCAAGUCCAAACCGAAACCCAAAAAACCUUCACCUUCGGAAUCCGAAGAAGAGGAAGAGGUGGAGGAGGAAGAAGAAGAGGAAGAAGAAGAGGAGGAAGAGGAAGAGGGUAGCACGGAAUACGAAACGGAGACAGAUUCCGAGGAAGAGUCUCCUCCACCACCCCCAGUGAAAAAACCGGAACCAAAGCGGGAGCCCUCUCCUCAAAAACCGAAACUUCCCGUCCCGUUGAAGAAAGUCUCCAAGAGUCCGGAGAAAACCGACACCGAGAGCAAAUCGUCCAAAUCGGAGAAAUCUUCGUCCCCCGAGCCGAAGACGUUCGUCAAACCGCCGCUCAAGAAGGUGAUCCGACCGCAGCAGGAUGAGCGCAAGGAACGAUCCCAAUCGCCGGAGCCCAAGGGGUUCCGGGUGCAGUUGCGCAAGGUGCCGUCCAAUCUGAAGGCGCCACGCCUCAAAGAAAAGCUACCGGAAGUGCAACUGAAGCGCGUGGAAAAACCGUUGCUCGAGGAGAAACCCAAGAAGGAGGAGGCGUACCCGCACAAGCCGUCGAUGCUGAAAUCGGAGAGCAGUAAAAGAAUUCCACCGCCACCGCCUCCACCAAUGCCCAAAUCGAACAUCCCACCACCGCCACCGCCGCCUCCCAAGCUGGGACCUCCACCGGACUUCAAAAAGGAAGAAGUAUCCGACAAACACAAAGAAGUGAUCGAAAAAUUGAAAAAGCGACCGCGCAGAAGGCCGGACUGGUCCGACAUGAUGAAGGAGGUGGAGCAGGGUAAAAAGCUGCGUCACGUUGAAUGCAAUGAUAGAUCGAAACCGAUCGUUCACUGCAAGUCCAUCACCAAAGUCAAGGAUCAAUUUAUUUUCGAAACAGAGAAAGCAACGGCUCACAAUGUGCUCCUGAAGGAAAUUCAAAGUGGCGUCAGGCUGAAACCGACCAAGUGUAAUGACCGCAGUAAACCCAUUCUGGAAGGCCUUCGCAAGUUCCGUCGACAGAUGACGCUGGAGGAGCAACUGGCCAAGUCGGAGUCGCGAGCCAACCUGGAAGCACCGCCACCAGAGGAGGAAGAAGUCGACGAAAUGGACGACAUUGAUAAGGUUCGGGAUGACUUGCAGAGUACAAAGCAACUGUUGGCAAUGGAGUUGCGCAACAACGAAGCGCUGGAGCGCGAAAACAAGCGUCUACUGCAGCGGGUACAAAAUCUCGAAGCUGAGCUCUCCCGAGAGCGAUGGAAUCCACUGAGUGGCGAAGAGAAGAGCUCCAUUGCCGGACCGGAUGCCGAGCUGAUACAUUCGCUCAAGAAGGAGGCCGUUGAAGCGCAACAACAGUCCAAGCAGCUGGAGGAGAAAUAUCAAACGGUGGCCAAGGAACUGGACACGGCCAGCAAACAGAACGAAGAGCAGAAGCGAAAGAUUGCUGAAUUGGAGAAGAAACUUCAGAGUUUAACGGAUGAUGACUUCUAUUUGAGAGAACCUCAGGGUAUCACGGACACUGUGCCACGUCGCACUGCUGAGGCACCGAACCAGAAGGAAAGCUCACCGGAACUGGGCCCAGAAGAGGAGGAAGAGGAAGAAGAGGAAGAGGACGAGGAGAAGAAGGCCGAAAAGGCCGCCAAACGGUUGAACCGCGAGGUGAACAUGCUCUCGGCCCGAUUGAUCCGACUGAAGGAGAAGGAAGAGGAAAAGCACGCCGAACGGCAAGCCCUGAAGUACGCCAUGAAGACCAACCAGUAUGCACUGAAAAAUGAACUCAAGAAGUACAAGAAACUGCAGAAGGAAGUUGAAAAAAUGGCCGCCAUGAUGAAGAUGGAGGAUGAGGAUGAAGAUGGCGAGGAAGCAAAGGAACCUCCACCGGAAGAACCCGAGGAGGAGGAGGAAGAAGAGGAAUCUGAGGAGGAAAGCGAAUCGGAAUCCGAAUCAGAAAGUGAUAACGAGAGCGUGAACGAAGCAGAGGACGCCCCGGACGAGAAGAAGAAAGCCAACUUGGAACCGCGGGUGAAGCGGCACGAGAAUCGGUUAGCUUCGCUCAAGAAGGGUAACUACUUCCUGCAGGCCAACGUCGACCGGAUCAAGGACGAGAUUAACAAAACGCGGGAAAUGUGCUGCACGUUGCAGUCCGAUCUGGACUCCGUGAUUGCAGAUCUAGGAUAAACUCAUCGAUAUAUCAUCAUUGAGCCCUAACAUCGAACACAUAAUGGACACCAGUUUCACCACAGAAGAAGCCUAACCGUGCGUCUUAAAUCACUAUUUACUGUAUUUACCAAUGUCAUGUUCAAGUGCAAUUUUCAUCAUUCUAUAACUACACAAAACAUUACACAGAAAUAGCAACAACAAAAAAAAUGCCCGGCCCUUGGAUGGAUGUAGGAGAAGCAUUAAAUUGAAAGCCGGUCUUUGGCACCCAUGGAAGAGUAUUUAUUUUAGCUGUAUUUUUGCAAUCAGAAAUUAAUAAAGCCAACAUACCUGAAUUAUAAA